Molecule: messenger RNA, 2592 nt
Organism: Pichia membranifaciens NRRL Y-2026
Lineage: Eukaryota; Fungi; Ascomycota; Pichiomycetes; Pichiales; Pichiaceae
Exons: 2
Cellular component (GO): cell septum; cell periphery
Molecular function (GO): chitin synthase activity
Source: RefSeq, a predicted model, not a curated record
GAAACCAGCCCGGUGUUCCAGAGCUUCGAGAGAGACCCAGACGAACCAGAACUCGACAAUAAUCACUUGUUUCAGAACAAUGAGGAAGACCAGCAGCAAGGCUUGGAGCACUCCAACUUCGCAGACAAGGGCGACAACAAGGUUGAGCUUAUAGACGGCAAGUACUACAGUUUCGACUAUCCGGUGCCUACACAGCUAUCACACAGAAUCCCCUUUAAAGGUGCAAAACAGCUCACAGAAUUCACUCACUUGAGAUAUCAUGCAAUCACAACGGACCCAAAAGAAUUUUCAGAUGAUAAUCCGCUAGGGAAGGACUACAUUGAAAACUACCCGUUGAGACAGAAAUUGUACUCCGUGCAAAGAGACACGGAAUUGAUGAUUGUUUGUACGAUGUACAAUGAAGAUGAAAUCCUCCUCGGCAGAACACUUAAAGGAGUUUUCAAAAAUAUUAAAACAAUGUACAACUUGAAGGAAGAUGAAAGCAUACAUCCUUUUGGUAAAAACACAUGGAAAAAGAUUGUAGUUGUCAUCGUCAGUGAUGGUAAAAACAAGAUCAAUGAGAAAUCAAAGGCGUUGCUGACUUUGUUGGGUGUAUUCCAAGAAGGUAUAAUGCAAGAAUCGGUCAACGACGAGAAAGUAAAUGCCCAUUUGUUUGAAUAUACAACCACAUUUGGUAUUGGCAAAUUCGACUACAACAGAGCAAACCACUCUUUUACUGUUCCCUUGGUCACCGAGCAAACAGUGCCUGUGCAGUUGAUGUUUUUGUUGAAAGAGGAAAACAAACAAAAGAUCAACUCGCAUAGAUGGGCUUUGAACUUUCUAUGUCCAAAUUUAAAUCCUAAAGUGGUUGUUUUGCUUGACGUGGGCACAGAGCCAGGGCCAGAUUCCAUUUACAAGUUAUGGAAGGCAUUCAAAAAUCCAAAGAUUGGUGGUGCAUGUGGUGAAAUCAGAGCUAUGUUGGGCAAUCACGCAAGUCCAAACGAUGAAUCUUCCAUCUGGAAGAAGAUGGGUAGAUUCAUCUAUUUCCAGCUUUCUGAUUUCACUAAAUGUGUCAUCAACCCGCUAGUUGCAGCUCAAAAUUUCGAGUACAAAAUGUCAAACAUCUUGGAUAAACCCAUGGAGAGUGCAUUCGGGUUUGUUUCUGUUUUGCCCGGUGCCUUCAGCGCAUACAGAUACGAAGCACUACAAGGUGAGCCAUUGAGAGCAUAUUUCCAUGGAGAAGAUAUGAAAUCGAAUACAAAGAAGCCAGCUGGAGUCUUAGAAUCUAACAUGUAUUUAGCAGAAGACAGAAUCUUGUGUUUUGAAUUGGUUGCCAAAAGUGGGAAAUCAUAUUUGUUACAAUAUGUGCAUAAUUCAUACGCAGUUACGGAUGUGCCUUCGCAUAUCAGUGAAUUCGUCAACCAAAGAAGACGUUGGUUAAAUGGUUCAUUUUUUGCCGCAUUGUAUUCAAUCUUACACUUUUACAGAAUCUUGGUAUCCAAGCAUUCAUUUGGAAGAAAAAUUGCAUUGGUCAUUGAGAUCAUCUAUCAAACCGUCAACAUACUACUCUCGUGGUUCGCGUUAUCAAUUUACUUUCUAGUUUUCAGAAUUUUAGCUCUGGAUCUAUCAGACACGUUUGUGGGGGAGAAGACAGGGGACAUUCUUGCAAUUGUGUUUCUUUGGGUAUACAUUGCAGCAAUUGUACUUACAUUCAUCAUCUCUUUUGGUAACAAGCCCAACGAUGCAAAAUAUUUUUACUUGUUAGCAUUUGCUCUAUUUGCUGUGAUCGUCAUCUAUAUGACCUUCUCUGUUGUCUGCUUGACGAUUCAGUCGAUCAAGUCCAUCAAGGCCGAUAUUGGGGAGUACUCAAGAUUUACCUUAUCCAUCGGCUUGAAGUAUUUGCGAGAUGAGAAGUUCAGAGAUUUAACAAUAUCCUUAGCAUCCACUUAUGUUCUCUACCUCAUAGGCUCGCUAAUCUUUUUCGACGUUUUCCACCUCUUUGCAUGCACGGUACAGUAUAUUCUACUUUCGCCCGCCUACAUCAAUGUAUUGGGCAUAUUUGCCUUCUGUAACAUUAACGACAUCUCGUGGGGUACUAAAGGCGCUUUAGGGGAUGAGUCCAAGUUUCCGAAGAAGAAGGCCAACACCAACGACGAAGAGGAGAAAAACGUUCUCUUGUUAAGUGACAAUCUUGAAAACCCUGAUGUUUUGUACAAGAAGGCACAGAGGUUCCUGGAGGGGACCACUGAGCAGGAUCAGAUUCAGGAAAACAUCAGGACCUCCGAGAAGAAUUACGCCCUAGGUCGGACGUACACAGUGCUGUUGUGGUUGAUUUCCAACUUCAUUCUUCUUGUGGUCAUUCUCCGGACAGGGGGUCUAGAGGACUACUCUAAUUACGUGAACGGCCAGAGUACGCCUGCCGCAACCACGUCGACAACCAAAUCCUUUUUGGUCAAGAGGAGCUACUGGAACGACAUGAACGUGGCAAACUACUUUAUGACUGCCAUCCUCUGGAUCGUCGCAGGUCUUGCCCUCUUCCGUUUAGGCGGCUGCAUCUACUACCGCGUGUCCUUCUUUGUCUCUGAGCGGGUGCACCACCGUUCUGCAGUGUUG